GUUGCCCCGGCAACAAGCGGCGAAACCGCCGGAGUUGGUGCUGAGCGGCCCCGGAAGCGUGGCCGCGGGACCUGUCGGGCUUGGUUGGGGCAUGCGGGAGCUCGGCGGGGGCAGUCUUCGGGAACUCCGGGGCGCGGAGAAACAUGGCACUCCCCACGCUGCCCUCCCAAUGGUGCAGCCGGAGGCUCCUGGACCAGCAGAUGGCCCGACAGCGACACCGAGAGCAGGAGGCCCGGCUUCGGCAGCAGUGGGACCAGAACAGCCGCUACUUCAAGAUGUCUGAUAUCUGUAGCUCCAAACAGGCGGAGUGGAGCUCCAAGACGUCCUACCAGCGAAGCAUGCAUGCCUAUCAGCGUGAGAAGCUGAAGGAGGAGAAGUGGAAGCAGCUGGAAGCCAGGCGGGAGAGACUGAGGCAGCUGCUGCUGGAGGAGCAGGCCCUGCUGGCCAGACAACUGGAGGAGCUAAGGCUAAGCAUGGACACGAGGGAAGGCAGACUCCGAGAGCGGCAUGGAGAUCUCAAGUCAGCCCGAGAAGAGCAAAGGAAACUGAUUGCCGAACAGCUUCUGUAUGAACACUGGAAGAAGAACAACCCCAAACUUCGAGAGAUUGAAUCAGCCCUUCACAAGGAGCACGUGAUAAACUCUUGGAAAAUGCAGAAAGAAGAAAAAAAACAGCAAGAAGCCACCCAAGAGGAAGAGAACAAACGGUAUGAAAAUGAAUAUGAAAGGGCCCGAAGGGAAGCACUGGAGCGGAUGAAAGCAGAAGAGGAGAAGAGGCGGUUGGAGGGCAAACUCCAGGCUGAGGCGCUGCUCCAGCAGGUGGAGGAGCUGAAGCUGAAGGAGUUGGAGGCCACCAAACUGAAGAAGGAGCAGGAGAAUCUGCUGAAGCAGCGGUGGGAGCUGGAGAGGCUGGAGGAAGAGAGGAAGCAGAUGGCAGCCUUCCGGCAGAAGGCGGAGCUGGGACGUUUUUUGAGACAUCAGUAUAACGUGCAACUCAAUAGGCGUGCACAGCAGAUCCAAGAGGAACUGGAGGCGGACGAGCGCAUCCUGCAAGCGCUCCUGGAGAAGGAGGAUGAGAACCAGCGCGAGCGCCUGGCCAGGAGGGAGCAGGCCGUGGCCGAUGCGGCGUGGAUGAAGCAGGCCAUCGAGGAGCAGCUGCAGCUGGAGAGGGAGCGGGAGGCAGAGCUGCAGCUGCUGUUGAGGGAAGAGGCCAAGGAAAUGUGGGAAAAGAGAGAGGCGGAGUGGGCCCGGGAGAGGACCGCACGAGACAGACUGAUGAGCGAGGUUCUGACCGGGAGACAACAACAAAUACAAGCAAAGCUUGAACAAAACCGACGGGCACAAGAGGAAUCCCUGAGACACCGGGAGCAACUUAUUCGAAAUCUUGAGGAGGUCAGAGAGUCAGCUCGUCGUGAGAAAGAGGAGAGCAAAGAACUGAAAUCGGCCAGGAAACAGGAGCUGGAGGCCCAGGUUGCAGAGCGCCAGCUGCGGGCAUGGGAAGAGGACCAGCAGGAGGAAGAGGAGGAAGAGGAGGCCAGGCAGGCAGAGCAGUUCACUGACGCCUUACUGCAGCAGGAGGUGAAGACGAUGGCCAAGCAGGGCUCCUGGCCCAAGCCCUACGGACAUCCCAGAAUUGCUUGGAACUGACUUUGUUGGUGUUGGAAGCACAGAGUGAGGUCCCUGAGGCCUUUGAUAUGCAGGCACCAGACAGCUGUACGGUGUUCGGUUCGAGUGUUCGGGUCGCUGUGUAACGGUUCACUGAGCCUGUUGGGGUCCACAGUCAAACAGAGCAAGGGCCUCACCAGCCAGCAUUCUAUAGACAUGCAGCACCCAGCAGGAGGCCUUUUCCUGCCUUUCAUAUCCAAGAAAGGGGCUCUUACAGUCACAUGCUGAGAGUGCUGCCACACAGUCCCAUGAGAGACCGAUAAUUGUCAACCUCCAGUAAAGACUCCAGCUGGAGAAAUGAGGAAAGUUUCUCAGUUUUUAAACUUGCCACUUAAAUUUCACUAUUCUGUCGAUAACAGACUCCUAAGUGUCAGUUCAGUUUCUUUCACAGUUUAUUAAUUUAGUGGCCCCAAAAGGAUCAUGUCUUAUUUUCUGGAAGAAGAAAAGCUGUGAACUCUGAGACAGUCUGAUGUGCUCCACGGAUGCUUUCCGGAAGGGUGUCGAGAAAUAGGUCUUUCCUCCUUUAGGAAACGUGGUGGAAUUUCCAUGGAGCACUCUGUGUGGUGAUCCCAACAUGUAUGUUAGUUACUAAGCCCCAAAAGGGGGCCUCAAAAGGCCACCUGGUUGGCUAACGUUUUGGCACGACACUUUGGACCUCUUGUGUCUUGGAGGAAGGUCUCAGCGACAGGCAGCCUUGUAGGAUUUAUGUGCCCAGAGGAAGGGGCACGGGGCCUGAAGACUAGAUCACACUCAACCAGAUCGGCCAGAACUUUCUCCUCCCACUGUUCUAACAAUGUGACACAGUUCUAGAUUAAUCUCUACAAAUAGCUACAAGUUCCUUGCAGCAAUAACCCUAUUUUUAUUUGUAUUUUUUUUUCAUAUUCUCCCUCUGAGGUUUCAGUUUUCAUUAUACUGUAUUUAAGGUUCCACAUUUCAGUAAAUUAUAGCUAAUUAUAGAUAGGGCUGUGUGCCAGGUUGUUAAAAACCAGAGUUUAUUUUUUAAAAAUCCUGAGUGUAAAGGCUGCAUUGCCUUUCACAUCCAUUGUGCUAUAAAAACAAACGGAGCAGCAAACUGCAUCCUUAAUCUGUUUUUCGUUUUCUUGUCUUGAAUUUCUUUGGAUAGGACCCCCUGAGCACCACUUUCGUUAUGCUUGCUCAUAUUUGCUUCCUCCAUUUCAGAUGUUCGUUUAUCGUGAAAUAAAGUUUUGGUCUGACA
Panthera uncia (snow leopard) is the source of this 2880-nucleotide messenger RNA. It is a transcript of the gene TCHP, whose product is annotated as trichoplein keratin filament binding. The record is from RefSeq and is a predicted model, not a curated record. The coding region runs from base 144 to 1646 and encodes 500 amino acids. Gene Ontology annotation, cellular component: keratin filament. The transcript has 13 exons. Lineage: Eukaryota; Metazoa; Chordata; Mammalia; Carnivora; Felidae. Gene Ontology annotation, biological process: apoptotic process.